AUGGCAGAACUGUGUCUGUGUUUGAAACCCGCAUUGGUUGUGGUACACACGACAUGGACUCCUUCAAAUGCUGGUCAUCGAUUUGCUGGUUGUGCCAAGGGUCAAUGUCAAUAUUUCCGUUGGGUGGAUCCCCCUUUGUGUGAUCGUGCCCUGUUAAUCAUACCUGGUUUGAUUAGUAAGAUUGAUCACCUAGAAGUAAAGAAGCAAUUGGAAACUAUUAAUUUGAAGAAGAAUGAAGAGUACUUCAAAUGCAGCACAACUAUGAAGAUGCUACUUGUGACAUGGAUGCUAAUUGUCUCCUACAUCUUUUGGAACAAAGAGGCUAAAGCUAAGCGAGUUAUUCAAGUUGUUAGUAGUUCGAGCUCUGUUUCUACUGCGUUGGUGAAAUGGAAAAAGCCCGAGGAUGGAGUUCUCAAGCUAAAUGUUGAUGUAGCCGUGCGUCUGGGUGAGGCCUCAUUCUCGUUAGGCUUGGUUCUCCGUGACAGUGCGGGAGCUUUUGUGAUAAGUAAAACGAUUUGUAAAGCAAUGGUGGCUACUGUCAUUGAAGCCGAAGCAAGUGUUAUCCUUGAAGGUCUCAAGUGGCUGUUAACAUUGAAUCAUGAGAUGCUAAUAAUUGAAUCAGAGUCUCUUCUUGCUGUUAGAGCUUUGCAAGACCCUCAGGAAAAUCUCUUAGAAGUUGGCCAUAUUUUGAUUGUCUGCAAGCUUAUUUUAUAUUCGAACUCAGAUUAUUCAGUUUUCUUUGUUAAAAGACAAGUGAGUGGGAUAACUCAUCUUGUAGCUAAAUUACGUGUUCUCUAA
Daucus carota subsp. sativus is the source of this 798-nucleotide messenger RNA. RefSeq lists its product as uncharacterized. Gene Ontology annotation, molecular function: nucleic acid binding; RNA-DNA hybrid ribonuclease activity; zinc ion binding. The record is from RefSeq and is a predicted model, not a curated record. Lineage: Eukaryota; Viridiplantae; Streptophyta; Magnoliopsida; Apiales; Apiaceae. The transcript has 2 exons. Bases 1 to 798 code for a protein of 265 amino acids.